This is a messenger RNA of Closterium sp. Naga37s-1, 486 nucleotides long. The record is from the annotation of a GenBank genome assembly. Lineage: Eukaryota; Viridiplantae; Streptophyta; Zygnematophyceae; Desmidiales; Closteriaceae.
AUGCAGGCGGACGGCAUAGCCCCAGACGCCAUGGCAGCGACAGCUCUCAUCGACUGCUGCGUGCGCUGCGGUGAGCUGGCACGUGCUGAGCGCACCUUCUUCAACCUCUUCAGCAAAGCCCCAGCCAGCACCACCAGCAGUCCCUCCAGCAGCAGCAGCGACAGCGAUGUUGGAAGAACAGCUAAUCUGGUGCCGGACGCGGUGGCAGUGGGCGUGCUGCUGCGAGCAUACGGGCGCAAGAGCCCACCGCAGUGGGCCAAGAUUCAGCAGCUGCUGACGCGCAUGGAGCUCGACUUUGGCCUGCAGCCGUCCACUGCGAUUUUCAAUGAGCUUAUGGAUAUCUGUGCGAGGGACAAUGCGGUGGACCGCGGUGUGCAGCUGUUGGAUCGGAUGGCCGAGGCAGGCGUUGAGCCAGAUGCGUUCACGUUUGAGGCUGUGAAGCGCAGGCGAACGCUGCGGUCGCAUUUCAAAAAGCUUUUCUAUUAA